Molecule: messenger RNA, 1043 nt
Organism: Anopheles funestus (African malaria mosquito)
Lineage: Eukaryota; Metazoa; Arthropoda; Insecta; Diptera; Culicidae
Product: RRP15-like protein
Exons: 2
Coding region: 117-1016 (299 amino acids)
Biological process (GO): maturation of LSU-rRNA; maturation of 5.8S rRNA
Cellular component (GO): preribosome, large subunit precursor
Source: RefSeq, a predicted model, not a curated record
CUACGUUGCUGUCAUUAAAAGGGGGAGGUGAAAUACGCUUUAUUUUGGUGGUGCGUUGCACGUGUUUAUAAUAAACCGCUUGUUAAGUGUAGCAAGUUUUAUGUAAAUCACACAAAAUGUUGAAAUCAGCGACAAACACAAAAUUGAAACCUGUUCCUGCUGAUGACAGCGAUAGUGAUUCCCUGGAAGGCGACAGCAGCGGCGAAGAUGAGUUUCUAUCCGAUGAGGAAUACCCAAUGUCUGAAGAUGAGAUGGAGCUAGAAGAUGAAAAUGGUGACGCAGCGGACGAUACGGAGCAGUCUGGUGAGCCCACGAAAUGGGCCAAAGCCAUGGCAAAGUUCCUGCGCAAAGCUACCGAAGAAAACAUUCUCUCCAAAGCGGCCACAGACGAACAGAAGGAGCGCAAAAAGAAACAGAGCAAAGAGCACGUAUUCGACGUGGUAAGUGCGGAGGGUACUGUUAAGAAGGAAACCGACUCUACCAAUGGUGACGGCACGGAAGAUAAGCCGAACGAAUUAAAAUUGGCACAAGAACUAUUGCGACAGAAAGCGGCACUUAAAAAGGUCCGACAAAAAGACAUUCUUGGCUUACGGGUGCGACCAUCCAUACAUGAUCAUGAGCGUGAAAGAACGCUACGGAAGGUGGCCACCAGGGGUACAGUGCAACUUUUCAAUGCCGUCCGGCAGCAACAGAAGCAAGUGAACCGAAAGCUGGAAGAUGCCGGCAAACUGGAAUACAAGCGUGAUAAGGUGCUCAAAAGCCUCAACAGGAAGGAGUUUUUGGAUGUGCUCAUGAACGGACCACGGGCAAAAUCGGAGCUGGUAGACAAUUUGGUCAAAAAGGAGGAAGAGGAUGAUAUCAAAUCGGAGGUGGAUUCGGAAGACGAGCCGAAAUCUACGUGGGGUGCACUGCGAGCCGAUUAUCUCACGGGGAAAAAAUCGGGUUGGGAUAAAGAGGACGACCAGGAGGAACCGAAUGUACCGGACGAUCUGGGGUCGGAUUCGGACAUGGAGUAGAAUAAAUUAUCACAUUUACAUCCGGCA